AGCGAUGGCACUCCCUGUCACUGAGUGAUUAGGUUUUUUUAGUUUCAUUCCAAGUUCGAAUUCUGUAAUUUGCCUUGAUUGUUACACUCACAAUGGUGAUUGCAGCACGAAAUUCAUUGGUAUCUUUUGUCUCUAUAUCGUCUCUAUUUUUGUUCUUCUGUUUGUCACCAAUCCUUGCCAAGUCUCCUCAGCCAAUCUCCGAUGCUCAAGUCAGGAAGAUGAAGCUUCAGUGCUAUGCUGAUAUUGACAGUGGAUUGUGGGGUUGGUCAUGCAAAUCAUCAAUGAUAGCAAGGGAGAAUUGUGCUCUGCGAUGCCUUUCGCCCGAUUGUUAUGAGCUCAUAUAUGAGAGUGACCCGCUUGAAGAGGGAGAAAAGGACUUUUUUCGGAGCCAAGAAUUCAAAUAUUGUAUGCAUAAGUUGUCCUUGGGGGAGAGUCUUGAGGGUGUUAAGGGUGCCUUCAGCCACUAAUCAACAUAAAAAUUCAGAAUUGGAGGCAAAAACAAGUUAUGGAAAAUUUAAUUGCCCUAUUGAAUUUAGAUUAUAACAAAUGUCCAGGAGUCCCAAGAGCUUUUUCUUCUGAGGUGUUAAUUAUAAAUAAACCAAACACAAAUAUAUUGUCUUAGAAAUCCAGUAUAAAUUAGAACCAAACAACGUUUCUCAAAAGGCUAGUGGCUUAGUUUUGUAUUCUUCAUGAUUCUGUAAAGGUAGCAUGCAAGUUACUUUUUCCUGUGUAUCUUUUCAAUUAUUAAUUGACCAAUGAUCUCACUGUUGAUGUUAGGGGCAGAACUAGAGGGUGACCCUUCUGGUUAUUUGUCAUAAGUGUUGUUCUUUUGUUUUUUUCUUUUACUAUUUGAAGGUUAUGAUCCCUCUGAUCUUAUUGAUUUUUUAAUGGCUUAGAGGUAUGAACUACUUCCUCCAGUGUCCACCUUAAGGUAAAAGUAUCCUGAGCA
Molecule: messenger RNA, 949 nt
Organism: Abrus precatorius (Indian licorice)
Lineage: Eukaryota; Viridiplantae; Streptophyta; Magnoliopsida; Fabales; Fabaceae
Exons: 5
Coding region: 93-467 (124 amino acids)
Source: RefSeq, a predicted model, not a curated record